AUGCUGCUGCGUUGCCUGACUGCCUUCUGCCUCGUAGGCAGCCUUUUCUGUGCUGCUGUCCCACUGCGGGACACUAGAAGAGCUCAGCCCACCAGGAACAAGCUGCUGCUCAUCUCCUUUGAUGGUUUCCGCUGGAACUAUGACCAGGAUGUGGACACCCCUAACCUGGAUAAGAUGGCUAAGGAUGGGGUGAAGGCACAAUACGUCACACCGCCCUUCAUCACCAUUACCAACCCCACGCACUUCACUUUGCUCACAGGACGCUAUGUUGAGAAUCACGGAGUAAUCCAUAACAUGUGGUUCAACACUACUACUCAGGAGAAGAAGGGGUACUACAUGACUCAGUUUGUUGAUUCAUACUGGGACAACGGCAGCUUACCCAUCUGGAUAACAGCACAGAGACAGGGUCUCAAAGCAGGAUCUCUACAUUUCCCUGGCACAGCAGCCACCUACAAAGGGGAGACUGUCAGGGUGAGGGAAGUGGAACCACGUUUAUAUGAUUAUUCUAAUGAAACAGAGUGGAGGCUGAACAUCGACAAAGUGAUUGGAGAGUGGUUCCACCAACAGGACCUGGACUUUGUCUCUUUGUACUUUGGAGAACCAGAUGGGGCUGGGCACCGAUAUGGACCAGAUUCCCCAGAACGCCGGGAAAUGGUUCAACAAGUGGAUCGUACUGUGGGCUACAUCAGGGAUAAAAUCCAAGAUCGUGGCCUUACUGACCGACUCAACGUUAUUAUCACCGCUGACCAUGGGAUGACUACUGUUCUACGAGGUGCACAGGUUGACGAGAUCAUCCUCUAUAAGAUUCCUGGUUUCAGCUUCAGUGAUAUCCAGUUCCAUCUGGUGGACUAUGGACCUGCUGGGAUGCUGCUUCCUAAGGAUGGGAUGCUUGAGAAGGUCUACAGUGCCCUCAAAGGAAGUCACCCACAUCUUCAUGUGUAUAAAAAGGAAGAGAUGCCAGUGUGGCUGCACUAUAGUAAACAUGCUCGACUCCUUCCCAUCAUCCUUUUUGCUGAUCCUGGAUACGUAAUCAAUGGGUUCUUCCCUGUGCAGUUCAACAAAGGAGAGCAUGGCUUUGACAAUCAAGUGAUGGACAUGAAGCCUUUCUUCAGGGCAGUUGGGCCUGAUUUCCAGAAGGAUUUAGUGGUUGGGGCCUUUGAGACUGUUAAUGUGUACCCACUCAUGUGCCAUUUACUAGGAAUAAACCCAGAGAUCAAUGAUGGACACCUCGACAAUACCAAGCAAAUGCUGCUCCCCAAGAAAAACACAGAAGAUUACGAGGUGGAUCGUCAUCAUCAGGCUUUCAUUGGCUUAUCAGCAGUGGCUGGGUUUCUGGUUCUGGUUUUUAUAGUGGGAACUUCUUAUACUUGGUGUUUAAGGAGAAAAGCAAAUAGGAUCUACCAGGAACAAGCUGCUGCUCACCUCCGUCGAAGGCUGGGACUACACCCUAAUGUGGAUAAAAUGGCCCUGGAUGGGGUCAAAGCCCUUCAUGCUACUCCACCCUUCACCAUCAUCACCAGCCCCUUUUUCAAAGUUAACAGAUAA
This is a messenger RNA of Neolamprologus brichardi, 1545 nucleotides long. Its product is annotated as ectonucleotide pyrophosphatase/phosphodiesterase family member 7-like. The record is from RefSeq and is a predicted model, not a curated record. NCBI's taxonomy places the organism in Eukaryota, Metazoa, Chordata, Actinopteri, Cichliformes, Cichlidae.